AUGAAGUCUACUAUUGUGAUCCAGUUGCCAUUGGCAAUUUCACGACAAGUGGUCUACUUGGCAAUUCUUGCCCUGGCCAUUUUCUUGUUUCUUCUUCCUGUUUCUGUAGUCACCUACUUGAACUUUUACAAGAUGUUGGUCCCCACCGAAAGAAUGCAAACGCCUACCAAACUACUUCAAAAUACAGACGGCUGGAAAACUGCUUCAAUCGAUCCUCUGCCGGCAAUUCCAUAUCUAAAAGCGAACCAGGAUCUUCUUUUUCUGGUUCGGUUAAACCUCAAUGCCGUGUGCCGCUUGGAGAAAUCGUUCCAGUUGAUUGAGUACCAAUUCAACUUUGGCAACCAGACCUUUGCCGACGACGUGAUUGUGAACUGUGAUCUGCGGUACAUCUAUGUGGAGAAAAACUGGUGGAUCCCGUACCAUUUGCGGUAUUGGGUUCCGCCACUUUUCGUGGAUAUCUUCAAGUUUGUCAAGAAGGAAAUCCCUCUCGUGGACAUGUCUGGUUCCCAGCUUCUAUCGAUUUUGUCAGCGUCUAAUCUGACCGUGCAAUUGGACAAGUACAACGUUCUUCUCAUAGACUCGAAGAAUACCUCGAUUGAUUUUGUGGUGAAAUGGAGCGGGCUCCGUUACUACCUCGUCGAGUUUUAUUUCACGAGCUUUUUCAUUGGUGUUUUCGGUUUUUGGCUUGCGUGUUCGCUUACCUGUGUCAUCACGGCAUUAGUGUUUCUGAGUUACCUCAGUACACCCAAGGAGGAAGUAGUCGACACAAAAAUGAUCAAACUGGAGCAGUCGUUUUAA
Clavispora lusitaniae ATCC 42720 is the source of this 798-nucleotide messenger RNA. RefSeq lists its product as uncharacterized. NCBI's taxonomy places the organism in Eukaryota, Fungi, Ascomycota, Pichiomycetes, Serinales, Metschnikowiaceae. The record is from RefSeq and is a predicted model, not a curated record.